AUGGCGUUUCUUCGCCAGACGGGAACCCUGAUCUCCAAGAACUUUCAGAUCCUCCUUGGUCGCCAUGCCUUCAACACCCUCAUCUGGGCCCUGGUAGUGCCCAUCAUAUUAACCGCGCUCUUUUCCUUCUUGAAAAACCUCGUCGCUCCCGUCGCCACCUUCGGAAUUGGGGAAUCGACGCCGAUUCGAUCCUUGACAUCUGCUCUCGAGGCUGCCGCCGACGAUGGUAGGGAUACGCUCGUCUUCGUCAACAAUGGCUUGACCGGUGGCGAUAUCGACUCCGUCAUCGAUUCCCUGUCCUCCUCUGUCGAGGCUGCCGGCAAGAUCUGGGAAACAACCGAAGACGAGGACGACCUGAAGCAGCUUUGUAAAUCCUCGCUCCGCGGCUAUGCCGUCGACUCUGCCGUUUCCGCCAUCGAUGUUGCCGGCGACGGUAGCCCCCGCGAGCUUCCAAGCUCCAUCGACGCCUUCCCCUUUACUAGCUUGAACCAGGAGGAAUACAAGCAACGCGUUCUCGAGAUCUACAUGGGCACCGUCGUGUCCGCCUUCGCCGUGCUCUUCGUUACCAGCAUCCUCUUCAUCACCUACCACCUUGCCGGCUUCGUUGUCACUGAGCGCGAGAGUGGUAUGAUUCGACUUCUGGAUGCCAUGAUGCCCGUGAAGCGGAGAUGGCACGCCCAGGCCGCCCGCAUCAUUUCGUACUUCGUCUCCUUUUCCCUCAUCUACCUUCCAGGCUGGGUCAUUGGUGCUCUCAUCAUGCGCCGUGGUGUCUAUACUAACACCAGCGUUGCCAUCGUCCUCGUCUGGCAGAUACUCUCAGGCCUCUCCAUGGCCUCCAUGUCUCUCUUCGCCUCCUCUUUCUUCAGGCAGGCCCAGCUCAGCGCCAACGUCACCCUCCUCAUCACCGUCGUUUUUGCCAUUCUCUCCCAAGCCAUCACGAAGCCCGCGACCGGCCCCGUCUUCAUCCUCAGUCUUCUCUUCCCAGCUUGCAACUAUGUCUAUCAUUCCACUUUCCUCGCUCGCUUCGAGAAGCAAAACCUGCCCGCCAACCUCCUCGAGGUCGCGCCCGAUAGCCCCUGGAACCUUGCUGGCGGUGUCUUUUGGAUCAUCGCCAUUGGCCAAAUCAUCGUCUUCCCUCUACUCGGCGCCCUCAUCGAAUCCAGGCUAUACGGCACCACGACCAAGGGCAGGUCCAUGGCGCGUGCCGAGAAUGAGGGUCAGGAUAUGGGAGACGCCGCUGUCCGACUCGAAAACUUCACAAAGAUUUACGCACCCUCGCGGUUCGCCCGCUGGUUUCCCUUCUUCGCAACCUACAGGGAGCCCGUGGUCGCUGUGGACAAUCUCAGUCUAGUUGCGCCCCGCGGCCAGAUUGUCGCCCUCCUUGGCGCAAACGGGAGCGGCAAGAGCACCACCCUCGACACCAUUGCCGGAAUGAACAAGCUCACGAGCGGGUCCAUCAAGAUCGAUGGAAGGGGUGGCCUUGGAAUCGCCCCCAGAAAAACGUUCUCUGGGUCACCCGGAACCCGCGCCACCAAGGAAGAGAUUCGGGAGCUUAUCAAGGCAGUCGAUCUGGAAAAGAAGCGCAAGGCCCUCGCCAAGACCCUUUCCGGCGGCCAAAAACGGAAGCUGCAACUCGGAAUGAUGCUGACGGGCGGCAGUGCCGUCUGCUGCGUGGACGAGGUCAGUAGCGGCAUUGACCCGCUCAGUCGCCGCCAGAUUUGGGAUAUCCUGCUUGCGGAGCGUGGAAAGCGGACCAUCUUCUUGACCACCCACUUCCUCGAUGAAGCCGAUCUCCUCGCCGAUCACAUUGCCAUCUUGUCCAAGGGCACUCUCCGUGCUGAAGGCUCGCCCGUUGCUCUCAAGGAUCAAUAUGGUGCCGGAUACCGCAUCCACAUUGACGGCAUUGAUCCCGCCACGACUCCCAAUGUUGCCGGUGUCGAGAAGAGGACGGCCUUUGACGUUGUCACCUACGUUUCGCCCUCUUCUGCUUUGGCCGCCGGCGUGAUCAAGUCUCUCGAGGCCCACGGCAUCCACGACUACCGCUUCUCGGGGCCCACCAUCGAGGACGUCUUCUUAAACCUUGCCGAAGAGGUUCGUGAAGUGUUGGAGGAACCCACGAACGAGAAGGCGACCACGUCGGAAAAGCUUGGUGGCAUCACUAGUGACGUCUCCGCCAAUGAGCACGGUGUUCAUCUCCUUGACGGAAAACCUCUUGGUUUCUUCCAGCAAGGCAUUGUUCUCUUCAGGAAGCGAGUUACCAUUUUUAAAACCAAUUGGGUCCCCUACAUUACGGCUUUCGUCCUUCCUGUUGCCGCCGCCGGCCUUGUCACUCUUUUCAUCCGGGGCCAGGAGGCCGUCGGCUGCUCGCCUACCGAAACCGGCCGUCAGGGCGGCCGUGAGGAUGACAUUGGGACCGUCGACUUUUCCUUUGGCGUCGUCGCCGGGCCCAACGAUCAGUUGGAGCAGGUCAACCCUAUCCAACUCCUGACUCCUUCUUUGACUACCCUCUUCGGUCAGGUUGGCGCUAGCUUGGGCGGUGGUGCUGGGGAAGGGGGCGGCGCAUCCGGCCUUCUAUCUGUCAUUCUUCAAAACGUCACAUUUGAAGAUACCUUUGGUUCUUUCAAGACUGCCAUUGAAGAGAAGAGAAAGGACCUGUUCCCAGGAGGCUUUUGGCUCGGCGGUUCUGAUGCUCCGCCCACGCUAGCCUUCCGGGCCAACGGGUUCCUCACCCCGACCUUGUACGCGCUUAACUUCUUUGACGUUAUUCUCGCCAAUCAAACCAUCGUCACUCAGUUUGAAGCCUUUGACGUUCCGUGGGCGCCGUUGACUAGCGACGCCCUUCAGCUUGUCGCCUACAUGUGUAUCGCCCUCGUCCUGACGCCGGGCUUCCUUGCCCUGUACCCCAACGUGGAGAGGCUUCACCUCGUUCGCGGUCUCGAGUACUCUAAUGGCGUCCGCCCUACGCCUCUCUGGUCCGCGUACACCAUGUUUGACCUUGUGAUUGGUAUCCUUGCCUCGGCCAUCAUCACCGCCAUUUGGGCCGGUGUUUCGAGCAUUUGGUAUCACUUGGGUUACAUCUUCCUCAUCUUUGUGCUUUACUGGCUGGCGUCCACCCUCCUAGGCUACGUGAUCUCGCUCUUCGCCACCGGCCAGCUUGCUACCUUUGGGUGGGUUACCGGCAUCCAGGCGCUUUGCUUCGUUGGCUACCUCAUCGGCUACAUGACCACUCUUGCCUACGCGCCUGUCACCAAGGUCGACAGCUACUUCCUCAUCAUCAAUUAUACCGUCUCGCUCAUGGCCCCUAUCGGGAGCGUCGUCCGCGCCUUCUUUAUCACGCUGAACAUCUUCUCGACAACUUGCGACGGCGAUUCGAUCUCGACCACACCCGGAGGCAUUGAGUUGUAUGGCGGGCCUAUUCUCUACCUUAUCAUGCAGGCUCUCGUCUACUUCCUCAUCCUCGUCAUCGUUGACAGCGGCUCAUUCAGCUCAUGGUUCCGACGCAGCUUCAUCGCCCGUGGCGGCAAGGGCAAAGCCCCACCCUCGACGACUAAUGACGAGGAGACGGGCCAGGGUACUAACUUGCCAUUGAUGGUCAUGAACGUCAGCAAGUCUUUCAAACCGGCCUUCAAGAAGAAGCUUACGGCUGUUGACGACGUGUCCUUUGACGUCCGUCGCGGCGAGGUCUUUGCUCUCCUGGGACCCAACGGCGCCGGCAAGUCGACCACCAUCUCCGUCAUCCGAGGCGACAUCGCCCCAGACAAGAAAGGCGGCGAUGUGCUGGUGGAAGACAAGUCGGUCACGCACAACCUCGCUGGCGCGCGUUCGCACCUCGGUGUGUGCCCGCAAUUCGAUCCUAUGGAUAAGAUGACGGUACGCGAACACCUCGAGUUUUACGCGCGCGUUCGCGGCGUGUCGGACGUCCAGUACAACGUGCAGGCGGUCCUCCGCGGCGUCGGGCUCUCGGCCUUUGCGUCACGCAUGGCCCACACUCUGUCUGGUGGUAACAAGCGCAAGUUGUCGCUCGGUAUCGCGCUCAUGGGUAACCCCACGGUUGUGCUACUCGACGAGCCGUCGUCGGGCCUCGACGCCGCUGCCAAGCGCAUCAUGUGGAAGACUCUAAAGGGCACUGUUGCCGGCCGGUCCAUCCUCCUCACCACGCAUAGCAUGGAGGAGGCCGACGCUCUCGCCGGCCGUGUUGGCAUCCUCGCCAAGAGCAUGCUUGCCCUCGGUACCAUUGACGAGCUCCGCGCACGCUUCGGCAAUAUUCUGCACGUUCACCUCGUCAGCAAGACGGCGCCUCGCACUUCGGACGCCGAGAUGCUCCGCGUUCGCGAAUGGAUCGCUGAGCGGUUCCCGGAGGCCGAAAUCGAAGACAAGACGUACCACGGCCAGACGCGCUUCUCCCUCCCCGCCGCUGCCGUCCUCGGCAAGGGCGACAGCCCCACCCCUGCCUCCAAGAGCGCGAUUGGACGCCUCGUGGUUGAGCUUGAAGAGAAUCGGGACCUGCUCGGGAUCGAGCAUUUUAGCGUCAGCCCUACCACCCUUGACAAGGUGUUCCUCAUGAUUGUGGGAGAGCACAACAUCAAGGAAGAAAACUAUUAA
This is a messenger RNA of Parascedosporium putredinis, 4602 nucleotides long. The record is from the annotation of a GenBank genome assembly. NCBI's taxonomy places the organism in Eukaryota, Fungi, Ascomycota, Sordariomycetes, Microascales, Microascaceae.